This is a messenger RNA of Clonostachys solani, 1683 nucleotides long. NCBI's taxonomy places the organism in Eukaryota, Fungi, Ascomycota, Sordariomycetes, Hypocreales, Bionectriaceae. The record is from the annotation of a GenBank genome assembly.
AUGGACGAUGACACGAUCGCGGUUUUCACCGUGACGAGCCUCUUGCCUCAGUUAUCGCAGAAGAUGAAGCUGCCGACCAGCCGGUGCUUCGAAAUCAAACAUGACUCCGUCCCUGAUUCACCUAAGGGAAUUACCUUCGGGUCAUAUGCGUAUUGUGGCGUCGUGCUCCCCGAAUAUGACUUGAUCAGUCAUCUUCAUUUCAGUCUCACAUUUGACACAGAGGAUCGACUCGUCAUCAUGGACCAUUCGACGCAUGGGAUAGAGGUGAAGUACGGUGAGCAGGGCGCCGGUCUGCGCGAUCAAAGACAAUGCAUUCUCAAUGAUCCAAAGUUGCCUCCCCAAUUCAGGCAUAUCGAAAUUGGCGUGGCCGGCGUCAUGACCUUCAAGGUCGACGUCCGCUUGAUGAUGUCAAGUAAGCCAUCGUACAGGCAGGUUGCUGCUCGAUUCCGGUAUCUCUGCGACAAGAAGAGCAAGGAUCUCGCCCAAUUCUUCCAGAGGUCAACCUUGCAACAAACCCGUGGUAACCGCGACCUGGACGACAUCAGUGACAUCUGGCUCCCCCUCGGGGACUACGAGCAAGAAAGGUGGUCUCGACAAGUCAAGUUUAUGGAAAUUCUCAAAGAUCACCACCACGUGGUCGAUAUCCUAAACCAUCCGAACACGAGCGAGGCAUCUCUGAGGCAGAUUGAGAUGGAAUACCUGAGCGGGGGAUCGUUGGAUAAGCCGGAAGAUCCUCAUCUGGUUUCAGAAGUUCUUUCUGAAUUUUCAGAAGAGCGUUCUGAAUUUUCAGAAGAGUGUUCUGAAUUUUCGGAAGAGUGUUCUGAAUUUUCGGAAGAGCGUUCUGAAUUUUCAAACGAGGAGGCAACAUCCAUUCUUGCGCAGUGUCUCUCCGUGUUGGUAGAAAUGCACGCGCAAUCUCCACCAAUCUGUCACCGGGACAUCAAGCCGAGCAAUAUCUUGAUUAAACAGCGAACCUCAUCCGGCAUCUGCGUAAAAAUUGCAAGUUUUGGUGAGGCAAACACAGAGGGUGAGAAAGACAUGGGCGGAGGUGACACUGUCUACGGUCCCCCGGAGUUCUGGGACGAGAAAUGUGAACCGUCUCUGGACAUUUGGUCACUCGGCCUCACGACACUCAAAUUGCUUGACGAGGGCCUUCAUGAAGCGUAUCUGACUCGUCCGACGGAAUUCUCGGCUCGGAUGGAUCAAUCAACAGACAGCCUGGUACAGUUCCUACUGGAACACAUGAUCCACGAGCCACCCUAUCUGAGAUCAACAGCAAAAGAAUGCUUGGAGAGCCUCCUGAAACUCCAAGCAGACGGCAAGAUCAAUAUCGAGCCGUGCGGGUGCCUCGAGCCCAAAAGCUGCGCCGAUGACGUCUCUGAAUGCGAGGAUGAGGGGGUUAGAACACCGACCAUGUCAAAUGUGCAGGAGGAAUCUUCAAACUCCUCAACACCCACACAGACGAAGCUGGCUGAUGGCCAGUCGCAUGAGACAAACUCUUCUUCUGCGGAGGGGUCAACGGAAGGCUCAACGACGCCAACGCAGACCCCCGCCUCACCGGCGCACAUUUCAACUGGGGGAGAAGCUUCGGAAUCAACGGACGAGACUCGCGCCCUCCUGAAGGGAAAAAGAAGGGCUGAGGUACGUGACGAGCUGUCCGACCAAAAACGGCCCAAAAUCUAG